UGCAUCCAAGGGUCUUUAUCCCCUCUCUAGUCUCCCUUCGUCUCUUGUCUGAUUUCGUUCUACCCCCAACACUUCGCCAGGAUAAAAUUCAUAUGGCCGCACCCGCUGCUCGGACAUUAGUAGCAUUUGAUUCCCCACCUCAAGAUCCCUAGCUUCCCAUGCCUUCCAUCUCAAUCCUCGGAAAUCUUGGAAGGAAGCGCAGAAAUCAGGUGAAUUGUCAUCCGUAGCUUCCCGUGUCAUCCAUCUGAAUCCGUGGAAAUCUUGGAAGGAAGGCAAAAGGUGCAGAAAUCAGGUGCUGUAUGGGUCUUUGACAUCCGGAAUAUAUUAGGGUUGAAGCAAGAUUAGGGACUUAUUCAGAAGUAAAAGGAUUCCAUCCUUCAAGUUAAAUGAUCAAAUGACCAACAGAACGGCAGCAGGCAAGCAAAAGAAACGACUAAUAAAUUAUACCAACUCAGAGCAAUACAAACCAGGAAAGAAAACAAAAAUUCACUCAUCUAAUUGUCUAGUAAGUUUGAAGCCUCAUAUUGGUCUUAAAUGGGAUCAGAAUCUGAGAAGAGUUGUGCCAGAAAAGGAACAAGUUGGAAUUUUGUGGUCAGACUUGGCCCCUUUCAUAGAAAGUCCAAAACAUUCUUCAGGGCUGGCUGAUGUUACAUAUGUUCCUCCAGAGACAUUUGCUUUUGAGAACCUGAGAGGCGUGCUAUCCUAUGAGGUAUGGGCGACAUGUCUGACAGAGGCUGAGAGAAAGUUUCUCAUACAAUUUCUUCCAAGUGAGACUGAUGCAGAAGAAAGUGUACAUUUGUUGCUUACAGGAAAAAAUCAUCACUUCAGAAAUCCGUUCCUCAGCUGGUCAUCUUCUCUUAGUUAUGGUGAUAUUCAUCCAGAUGCUAUACUUAACAAGGAGAAGCACAUAAGAAAAGAUGAGAAGGCAUAUCAUAUUGACUUGCGUAAUUAUCAUUCCAACAUGAUUGAGACCUUGAAGAAAUGGAGGAAUAGAUGGCUAAGUUGUGGUGAUACAGACAAUUUGUUCAGUGCUAAACAGAAGCAAGGAGUUAUGCAAGUUGUUGCUUCUAAGGGUGGAAUGCCCCUGAAGGUUGCACAAAGUGUCGAUGUCUCAAAAUUUAUGUCAUACAUUGAGAUCAGUAGAACACAGCUCAACCAUAUUAAGAGACUGAAGCAGUCUGGUGAUGGAAUUCAGACCAAACAUGUUUCACGUGUAAUUGGUGGCCUUGAUAAAUCCCAUGUAAAACAAUAUGGAGCAUUAGUAGAGGGUGAACAGAGAAGAAUGCAUGAACAUUGGUUGAACAUGGCGCGCAUUGAUCUACCUGCUGCUUUUGAGGUUCUUAAAGACCGGAAGACACUGAUGGAGAAAUCAAGAAAGUUACUAGGCCUUGAGCUUGGAGAAAAGAAUGUAUCUAUCUUGAUAAAGGCAGACCAGUUAUCAGACGUAAGAAAAGAUCUAGGACAACAUGGUUCAUGUGAAAAUGAUGGCAGCCCAAUCUUGCAAACUGACCAGGUAGAUCACUCACCUCGAAGUAAGUCGCAAGGAGGGAAUGAUGAGAACACACCUCUUCAAGAUCAGGAUGAUGAGGAGGCUAAGUAUGUGGAAACAUCUAUUUACCAUAGUGACAGCCCCAAUGUGAGAGAUCACAAUCUCAUGGUAGUCGAUGGCACAGACAUAACUAGUCAGGGUGAGCAGAACUCUGAUGUGCAAGAUCAAGAUGAUAAGGAUAUCGAGUGUGUAUAUGAAGACAUGUCCUGCUGUGCCAACCCUGAUGAGCAGAAUGAAGAUGUCACUGACAUUAAAUUGCGUAAAGAUGUCCUGGAUGUUCAAUAUGAAGAGAUCAGAGAAAUCAGCUACAAAGAUACAACUCUCAACAAUCAUAGCUCAGAGAGUCAACAUAUCAAAUCCAAUUAUACAAGCACACUUGUUCACACCCUUGACUGCCAAAAUAUGCAAGUUCAAGAUCUCGAUGGCAUUGCUUACACAGGUCCAUCAAUGCAUGCUCAUGAGCAAGAUCAGGACCUAAAAAGCAUCAGCAAUCCAAUUAUGAACAUAGAUGGCCAUGGUGUAAAUAUUCCUUCAGAAAAGAGUCAUCCAAAGAACGCUGUAAUUGCGGACCAAGAAGAGGCUGAGAACAUUACAAUGAUACCAUCAAACAGUUCUUCACUACUUCCUAAGUCCUCCGGAGAACAAAUUCUUGUGGAAGAUUUUCUGGAUCUAAAUGACCAAGUGGCAAAAGGUGAGAAAGACAGAUGGCAGUUGCCAGGCUCUCUUCAGUCCUAUUAUCAUCCUCCAGAGAAUAGAACGUAUAAGGGUUCAGGUGACUUACAGAUUAGGCAGAGGUAUCUCUCUUCAGGACAGCAGAGUUCUUCGUACGUGGAUAAUGGUGUUUUAAGUCAGCAACUGCCUCAAGUCACCAUGUCUGCAUUCCCAGUGGAUAAUUCAGCAUCAUUUAUCGAACCCUUCUCGAAUCAGCAGAGCAAUGGCCAGCUCCAGAUAGCGAAGGACAUUGGAAUGCUCUCUUACUCCCUUCAACAUGCAAAUAGCAUCGAACAGUCAACUGGUUUGCAUUCUUUGGCCAAUAACCGCUUGGCUCAAUCUACUCCAUUUCCCAGGCCCUUGCAGGAGCAGCAAUUAAUUUAUCAGAGUCGCCCUGGCCUUUAUGUGCAACAACUUCACAAUAAUUUGUAUUCUGGUAUGAGGUUUCCAGCUAAUGGAAACGCUCCUAUUGCUGAACAACAUUCUUAUCCUGCUUUUGCUCCCAAGGAUCAUAAAUAUAACUGGUUCUCUGAUGGGAAUCAGUCGCAUGAAAAUAAUUUGUCUGGGUUGGAGUCAGAUAACUGCUUAACCCAGGCCUUGCCAAGUGGAAGCAACACAGAUGGAAGUCUGUUUAGUGCCAUAUCCCAGUACAAACGGCCAUCAGUACACAUGCAACCUGGUAUGUUGAGUCCCAGCCAGCUCCUUGAACCAAGGAAUCAAGUUCGUCCACCUCAAAAUUUUCUUCCUAGGAGUCAGGAUACAAAUGCUCCAUUUUCAGAUGUCUAUGGCCACAGCCAGAAUGUGCCCAGCAGUCCACGCAGUCAUGCAGCAGCGGUAGGCUCACUGAAUAACAUGCAUUGGACAAACUUCGUACACCAGAAUCCUGGAAUGCCUGACUUUACAAACAGGCAGUUUCGAGGGCCCUGGACCAGAUAACUCUUCCUGAGACUCUGGAUGCAGGUUGAUUCUAGGUGCUGCCUAGCUCGAUAAUAAGGAAAUUGGGGUACGCUGGAACAGAAUGCUUUUCAGCAUCGACUAACAUUAAAGUGGUUUUUGAGCUGUUUCAAUGGUGUGGUUUCAGAAGUAUUUUACAUACUUUUGCGCCAUGCCUGUCUGAAUGUCGGCGCUGAGAAUCUGGAGAGUCGGAAACUGAGGAUUCUGUUUUACUUUAAUAAUAAGCUCUGCUCCAAUUUCCAUGUGUAGGCUGCUUCUAUGGUCCUCGGCAAACUAAAUCUCAUGUUGAAUUGUGUUCUUUGUGGUGCCCGGUAGGGACUUCCUAACAUUUCAUGUUUCCAUUAUACUUCGGUUGGCGUGUUAAACUAUUGGUUAUUCUGAGAGCUGAGAAAGGCAAGGCCAUGGAUGACAAAUUUGAUUGGUUGCCUACCGUGCGCACAGCUUUAAAGUGGUGUUUUUUUCGUUUUCAA
Phragmites australis (common reed) is the source of this 3684-nucleotide messenger RNA. RefSeq lists its product as uncharacterized. The record is from RefSeq and is a predicted model, not a curated record. NCBI's taxonomy places the organism in Eukaryota, Viridiplantae, Streptophyta, Magnoliopsida, Poales, Poaceae. Bases 395 to 3196 code for a protein of 933 amino acids. Gene Ontology annotation, cellular component: Ino80 complex. The transcript is spliced from 9 exons.